AUGGUUUGUUUCGAAACAAUUGUGAAGAUCCAUCGAAAGCUCAGAGUUCGCGCAAAUCAGAGCACCGUCGGCGAAAGUUCGACAAGCAGUUCGAGCUGCCUUCCGGAGUCGAGCAAUUGGAACCGAACGCGUUGCCGGUCUGGGUGUCGCUCUGGCUGAUGGCGACGACGUUGAUCGGGUUCCUCGACGUCCAGUACACCCUUCACUUGCCCAAGACCGCCGAUUCUUCCAACUUCAUCGCUCAGACCGUCUUUGCACCUUGUUCGUUUUUGGGAACGUUAUGAGAGAAUGAGGGUACGAAUAAAAUCUCGAUUCGGCGAAUCUUGGAGGACCGUAAUCCUGUGUACGCAGACCUGAAAAGCCCAUAAUCUUGGAAAGCAAAAAUCUCUCAUUUUCGUCUUAUUUAUUUAAAUUUUGUUUAAUAUUCUCAUGUCAAUCCUUUUUAAUAGAUGGAAACUUCAAGAAAUUUCCAAGGUGGUUUAAACCAAAAAACCUCAAAGUAAACGAAAAAAUAUUGCAAUAACAUUCGAUAGAUGAAAGUUCCUAGCAUCAUAACUCGCUGAGUUUCCAAAAAACGGUUACCUCUGAACCAGGUUAUGGCUUGAAUAAUACCGUCCAAAAAUUUUGAAACCUUCUUUUUUCAUUUUUCUUGAAAAAACUUUUUUCAAAUUUUCGAAAGACAGUUUGAAAAAAAAACAUUUUUUUCUGCAGGGAGACUCUAUUCGGCCGUGGAUUUGCCCCACAAAGACCCCCAAGACCUUCUGACACAGGUGAUGAGUCGCAUGUGUCUCUUCGAGAUCUUCCUCAACAUUCUGGCCCUCUGUCUGGUUGGUUCUCCACGUCUUCUUCUCCGCACGACGUCUUCAGGCGACGCGGAACUCCCGUCACGCCGCCUUGACGACGUUCCUGGCGUCGUCGCUGCUCUUGUGGCGCAAGAUGAUUUUCCUCAGCGAGUAUCUGAUGCCGCUCCCCGGAAACAGCGCUCUCAAUCCGCACAAGACCGUUUUCGAGAUUUUCCUCACCUUCUACUUCCCGCAUUGUCAGUUUUUAUGGAAUGACCUUUUCUUAAGACGUUAAAGGGCAGAAGAAAGACAGUUGGAGUAUUUUAUGAAAUGCUGCAUCGUUUUUGAUUAAUUCUACUUUCUUUCGUGCAUUAUUACGGUUUGAAUUGUACAAGAACUGCAAUCUCCUAUUGAAAUUUCUGUAGUAGCUUUCAAAUCUCUGGUUAACUGACUUUAAUUUUAGAAUAUUUUCAAUCUACGCGUUCGAUGUUAAAACUGUUGAACAUGAAAAAAAAUUAGAAAGAAGUUCUCUGUAGAAAUAGACGUUCGCAGGUCCGAAAAAUAUCUAGAAAAAGACAAUUAACGCUGAAAAUUUAGGUUCAAGCCAUUUAUCGAUGGCAUUUCUUACUAAUAGCGACAAGAGUCUUUAAAUAAGUUUCGUAUUGAAACUUAGAAGUGAAGAAAACCUUCAGAAGUUAUCCGAAAAUUUUCCAAAAAUCAAAGGAGUUUCUAUUGUCUCAUCCCAAGUGAUUAUGCCUUUCACCCCGUGGUUGAACUUUUGAUGAAACUUUGCUGAAGUGUACUUUAGGACCUCCUGAUUCUAGAACAAGAAUAAAAUUUCUCGCAAUAGAUCUCUUUUUCGAGUUAUGGAGCUUUCAAAGUCGGCAAAAUACGAAAAUUAUGACAAAAAGCGGUAUUUUGAGCUUUCGAAGUGUCCUCAACGUUCCAAAACGUCCCCUGAGCCAAAUUCAUUUUUUUUCCAGUCUUCGCAUGUACGAUGGCGUUGUUCGUGAUCUCCGCUCUGUGGGAUCAACUGGCGAUUCCUCUUCGCAUUCAGAACAAGUCAGUAACUGAACUCUCAUUCCUUUCCAUUUCCAAUCGUUAUCAAGCGUUUUUAAAUCGCGUUCCGCUUCUUUUCAUUCUGCGUUUUGUAAUUUUGCGUUUGAGUGAGAUAAGUAAAUAGAUGUUCAGGUACUGGGAGAACUACGACCGGGCCAGCGGACACCUUGUUUUCAAAAGGAACUGA
Molecule: messenger RNA, 2028 nt
Organism: Caenorhabditis auriculariae
Lineage: Eukaryota; Metazoa; Nematoda; Chromadorea; Rhabditida; Rhabditidae
Source: the annotation of a GenBank genome assembly